Oryza sativa Japonica Group (Japanese rice) is the source of this 2615-nucleotide messenger RNA. The record is from RefSeq and is a predicted model, not a curated record. NCBI's taxonomy places the organism in Eukaryota, Viridiplantae, Streptophyta, Magnoliopsida, Poales, Poaceae.
UCAGUAUUUACCAUCCAAUACGAUGACAUUUAAGGAGCUGCCACUCAAUACGCUGGCCUUUCAAAAUUUACCACCAGGCACGCGAAAUUCUUCAUUUGGAGCCACUCCAUCCGCCUGCCCCGCCGUCCAUCCGCGCGACUGUCUCUGAGCUAGGUGGCGUCGUCACCCAGGCAUGGUCGUCGUCACCUCGCAUCCCGCCCCCGCCGCCGUCCCCAUCCCCAAGCUCGUUCGGCACCAUCGCCACCGCCGUCCCAACCUCCAUCGCCACCAUUCCCAUCCCCAAGCUCGUUCAGCGCUGUUGCCAUGCUCGCGCCCCAUCGCCGCCAUCCCUGAGCUCAUCUGCCGUUGUCGUCGAGCUCGUAUUCCGUUCCGCCGUUGCCGCCAUGCCUGAGCUCGCGUCCGAUCGCCGCCGUAGUCACCCCUAAGCUCGCGUUCCGCUGCCGCCGUCGUCGCCCCAGAGCUCACGUUCCGCUGUCGCCGCCGUCGCCCCCGAGCUUUCCGCUGUCGCCGCCAUGCCCAAGCUCUCAUCCGAUCAUUGUCGCCAUCGCCCCUGAGUUCGUGUUCUGCUGUUGAACCGCCAUGCCCGCAAACUCCGUCCCCGUCUACCAUCUAGACGUCGACAAAACCAUGUGCUCCUCCGUCCCUGUCGAAGGUGCAAUGUCCCUCGCUGGCAACCGCGGCGGGAGUGAGCUCAGGGAUGAUGGUCAAGCCUUGAGACGACGGCCGACGAGCUCGGAGACGAAGACAAAGACGGACGACGCGGACAAGCAAACGGAAUGGCACGAAAUGAAGAAUUUCGCGUGUCUGGUGGUAGAUUUUGAAAGUCCAAUGUAUUGGGUGGCAAUUUCUUAAAGGUUAUCGGAUUGUAUGGUUCAUACUGAAAUUUCUCAUGUGGCAGAAGAAAAAACUCGGCGGUGGAAGGGUCAAUGAAUCGGCGGUGGGCGGUGGGGGCCCGGGUGCAGGGCGUGGGAGGUGUCGGCCGCGCAGCGUGUCAAGGACUCAUCAAAGACUAGCCGUGUGAUGAAGUCAGAGGAUCCCGGAUCCAGCAAGCGAGCGAUGCCAUUUCCGAGCCAAACCCCGACCGGAAACAGUGUUCCCCCAAAGCCCCACUCACUCAUCACUCUCCCCAGGUUGAGCUUCCUUCCAUCCAUCCAGCUCCAGCGGCCAUCAUCCCCCACCACCACCGCCACCAUCACUUCAUUCACUACACACUCCCCCUCCCUCUUCCCCCACCACCCAUACGAGCUUAACGGCAGCAGCUGCUGCUACAGCGAGAGCUACACGCUCUAGUUAACCCAAAGCCAUCCAGCACUUUGCGAGGUCGCUUUCGUUUCGCCUCCUUCGUCGGCCCCGGACCGGACCGGACAGAGGCAUGUCCUGAUGGAAUUCAGGGGCCAUGACGAACCCGUCGACGAGAUGGGAGUCGCGUACGGCAGGACGCCACCCUCCUCCUCCUCCUCCCCCGCCGCCUCCGCCUCCGCGGGGAACGGCGCCGGCGCGGCGGAGGUGAGGUACCACGAGUGCCUGCGCAACCACGCCGCGGCGAUGGGCGGCCACGUCGUGGACGGAUGCAGGGAGUUCAUGCCGAUGCCGGGGGACGCCGCCGACGCCCUCAAGUGCGCCGCCUGCGGCUGCCACCGCAGCUUCCACCGCAAGGACGACGGGCAGCAGCAGCAGCAGCUGCGCCUGCUCAUCCCGUCCCCGCCCACGCCGCGCGUCCCGCUGCUCAUGCCGCCGCCGCAGCCGCAGCCGCACCCGCACCCGCAACACCCCUACCUGCACCCGCCGUUCCCGUACCACCACACCCCAAGCGGCAGCGGCGGCACGACGACCGAGUCGUCCAGCGAGGAGCGGGGGCCUCCCUCCUCGUCGGCGGCGGCGGCGCAGGGGCGGCGGAAGCGGUUCCGGACCAAGUUCACGCCGGAGCAGAAGGAGCAGAUGCUGGCGUUCGCGGAGCGGGUGGGGUGGCGGAUGCAGAAGCAGGACGAGGCACUCGUCGAACAGUUCUGCGCGCAGGUCGGCGUGCGGCGCCAGGUGUUCAAGGUGUGGAUGCACAACAACAAGAGCAGCAUCGGCAGCAGCAGCGGCGGCGGCAGUAGGAGGCAGCCGCAGGAGCAACAGUCACAACAGCAGCAGCAGCAGCAGUAGCCAUGGGAGGAGACAAGCAUUUGGUUAAUGGUUUGGUAAAUCCCCACCUCAUUAUUUUUAUACGCCCAAGACAUGAGGAGACGGGUUAAACAACGCAACGGAAGUGAGGACUACUCUCUCUGCGAUCUUUAUCCUCUCUCUCUCUCUCUCUCUCUCUUCAUUUGGCCUUAACCUUCAUUCUUUGUAGUCACUUAUCCUCCUCCAUAAUUUGGUUCUUGAUUCUAGCCUUGUUCAAUUUGAUUCCUUUUGCGUCUAGUUGAGGGUUUACUUUGCUCGCGAAAAAGGAAAAAAGUUUGAGGGUUUACCUGAAUGAUGAGGUUAGUUUUACAUCUCUUCAUUCUGAUGCUUGCAUUUCACCUCGUUAGCUCUCUGCGCAGAGAUAAGCAAUCAGGUUAGACAGCAAUUUUUUGUGGAGAACAGCUCCCCUGUUGGUGACUAAUGGUUGGUUUCCCUCUCCUUCCUUUGAA